Messenger RNA from Sorex fumeus (smoky shrew), 4128 nucleotides. It is a transcript of the gene FMR1, whose product is annotated as fragile X messenger ribonucleoprotein 1. The transcript has 17 exons. The record is from RefSeq and is a predicted model, not a curated record. The coding region runs from base 51 to 1952 and encodes 633 amino acids. NCBI's taxonomy places the organism in Eukaryota, Metazoa, Chordata, Mammalia, Eulipotyphla, Soricidae. Gene Ontology annotation, molecular function: mRNA 3'-UTR binding; protein homodimerization activity; translation regulator activity. Gene Ontology annotation, biological process: regulation of alternative mRNA splicing, via spliceosome; negative regulation of translation; regulation of dendritic spine development. Gene Ontology annotation, cellular component: neuronal cell body; dendritic spine neck; dendritic spine.
GCGGCUGGGCCUCGAGCGCCCCGCAGCCCGGCUCUCGGGGGCGGGAGAAGAUGGAGGAGCUCGUGGUGGAAGUGCGGGGCUCCAAUGGCGCUUUCUACAAGGCGUUUGUGAAAGAUGUUCAUGAAGAUUCAAUAACGGUUGCAUUUGAGAACAAUUGGCAGCCGGAGAGGCAGAUUCCGUUCCAUGAUGUGCGGUUUCCACCACCUGUGGGCUAUAAUAAAGAUAUCAAUGAAAGUGACGAGGUGGAGGUUUAUUCCAGAGCAAAUGAAAAAGAACCUUGCUGCUGGUGGUUAGCUAAAGUGAGGAUGAUAAAGGGUGAGUUCUAUGUGAUCGAAUAUGCUGCCUGCGAUGCCACUUACAAUGAAAUUGUAACAAUUGAACGUUUAAGAUCCGUGAAUCCCAACAAACCUGCCACUAAAGAUACUUUCCACAAGAUCAAACUGGAUGUGCCAGAAGACUUACGGCAAAUGUGUGCUAAAGAAUCUGCACAUAAGGACUUCAAAAAGGCAGUUGGUGCCUUUUCUGUAACUUACGAUCCAGAAAGUUUUCAACUUGUCAUCUUGUCCAUCAGUGAAGUUACUGCGAAGCGAGCACACAUGCUGAUUGACAUGCACUUUCGGAGCUUGCGCACUAAACUCUCCCUGAUACUGAGGAAUGAAGAGGCAAGCAAGCAACUGGAGAGCUCAAGGCAGCUUGCCUCCAGAUUUCAUGAACAGUUUAUUGUGAGAGAAGACCUGAUGGGCCUGGCGAUUGGUACUCACGGUGCUAAUAUUCAACAAGCGCGCAAAGUGGCAGGGGUCACUGCUAUUGAUCUCGAUGAGGACACCUGCACCUUCCAUAUUUACGGAGAGGACCAGGAUGCAGUGAAAAAAGCACGAAGCUUUCUUGAGUUUGCUGAGGAUGUUAUCCAAGUUCCCAGAAACUUAGUAGGCAAAGUAAUUGGAAAAAAUGGAAAGCUAAUUCAGGAAAUUGUGGACAAGUCAGGAGUUGUGAGAGUCAGAAUUGAAGCCGAAAAUGAGAAAAAUGUUCCACAAGAAGAGGAAAUUAUGCCACCAAAUUCCCUACCUUCCACUAAUUCAAGGGUUGGACCAUCUCCCUCAGAAGAGAAAAAGCAUACAGACACAAAGGAAAACAGUGCCCAUUUUUCUCAGUCUAACAGCACAAAAGUACAGAGGGUGUUAGUGGUUUCACCAAUUGUAGCAGGGGAAUCCCAGAAACCUGAACUCAAGGCUUGGCAGGGCAUGGUACCAUUUGUUUUUGUGGGAACUAAGGACAGCAUCGCUAAUGCUACCGUUCUUUUAGAUUACCACCUGAACUAUUUAAAGGAAGUAGACCAGUUGCGUUUGGAGAGAUUACAAAUUGAUGAGCAGUUGCGCCAGAUUGGAGCUAGUUCUAGACCACCACCAAAUCGUACAGAUAAGGAAAAAGGCUAUGUGACUGAUGAUGGUCCAGGACUGGGUCGAGGUAGUAGACCUUACAGAAAUAGGGGGCACGGCAGACGCGGUCCCGGAUAUGCUUCAGGAACUAAUUCUGAAGCAUCAAAUGCUUCUGAAACAGAAUCUGACCACAGAGAUGAACUCAGUGAUUGGUCAUUAGCUCCAACAGAGGAAGAAAGGGAGAACUUCCUGCGCAGAGGAGACGGCCGAAGACGCGGAGGUGGCGGAAGAGGACAGGGAGGAGGACGAGGCCGAGGAGGCAGCUUCAAAGGGAACGAAGACCACACUCGCACCGAUAACCGCCCGCGGAACCUGCGAGAUGCUAAAGGAAGGACAGCGGACGGGUCGCUUCAGAUCAGAGUUGACUGCAAUAAUGAAAGGAGUGUCCACACUAAAACAUUACAGAAUACCUCCAGUGAAGGUAGCCGGCUGCGCACGGGCAAAGAUCGCAACCAGAAGAAGGAAAAGCCAGACGCCGUGGACGGGCAGCAACCACUUGUGAACGGAGUCCCCUAAACUGCAUAAUCCUGAAGUUAUAUUUCCAAUACAUUUCCGGAAUUCUUCCAUAUUAGAAAACUUUGUUAGGCCAAAGACAAAUAGUAGGCAAGAUGGCACAGGGCAUGAAAUGAACACAAAUCCGUUAAGAAUGUUCCCUUUUUUUGGUAUUGGCCAUAAGCAACAAUUUCCAGAUCGCACAAAAAGAUAACCUUGAAAAUUUUAAAGCAUACUCAGCACCUCACAGCAGAAUUUCAGUUUGUUUUCUUUUCUGAAGUACUGAGCAGUGAUAUUCCUUGUUAAUUUGGACUCCUCCUGCAUUGGGUGAUAAGUCACCAGAACAUCUCACUUUUUCUAAAUAUUUAUCAUGAUCAGACUUCGGUUGUCGAUCUCAUAUAGAAGUCUUCCAUGAAAUACUAUGCCAUUUCAUGUCCUCUGUCAGUUUCUGUUUCGGUCCACUUUUUCAGUAUUUUAGUGGACCCUGGGAUGUAUGUGACGUGACAUUUGUCAUUUUCAUUAGCAAAAAACUAAAAAAAGUUGUAUGAUCUGUGCCUUUUUUAUAUCUUGGCAGGUAGGAAUAUUAUAUUUGGAUGCAGAGUUCAGGGAAGAUAAGUUGGAAACACUAAAUGUUAAAGAUGUAGCAAACCCUGUCAAACAUUAGUACUUUAUAGAGAAAUGCAUGCUUUCCGUAUUCUUUUCCUUAACAUAACAUCAGGUUAGGCAGUGUGAAGAAUAGGACUUGUUUUUGUUUUCGUUUCGUUGCACUGAAGUUUGACAAAUAGUGUUAUUGAGAAAGAUGUGUCAUUUUUCUGUAUAGACAGGAGAAGAAAUAAUUAUCUUUUCAUUGGAGAGAGGCUAAACUGUUUCGGCGGGGAACGAAUCUUCCUGGCUGAAAGUUGGUAGGGUAUGCCUGCUCUUUGGCCUGAUGACCAGUUUUAACUUAGAGCCUUUAUUUUGUCCUCCCCAAGUUUUGUGAAGUUUUUCAUUUUUUUCAUUUCAAAUUGAUUUUGGGGAGAUAGGAAGGUCAUUUUCAUGUGUGCAUAAUAAUCCUGUGAAGUACAGGUGCUUUGUGUAAGAAACAUUGGGAGCAGGUAAUAAACGUUCUGUAAACUUGGAAGUACUAGGUCUAAUGUAUAAGCAGAAUUGGAAAGCAGACUGGGAUUGACAAAUACUUUUCCACCCCUCAAAUUUUUUUUGAUGCGUUGGGUUCAGAUUAUUUUGGCUUUUGUUUUCAAAAAAGAAAAUUUACCGAGGAAAGUUACGUGAAGGACCUUCACUCUCUAAGAUGUUAUAUUUUUCUUAACAAAUAACUCCCGGGGUACCACUGAAUCUGCACAGAGCCGUACAAACCGAAGUUCUGCCUCUGAUGUAUUUUGUAAGUUUCUCUGAGUUUUCAUUUUACAGUUACAUUUCCUUGCAUACAAACAAGCAUAAAAAAGGGCAACAAGCUGCACACGAUUCCAAGAAUAUUAAAAAGUCUUAAAAGUAUUGCCAAACAUUAAUGUUGAUUUCUAGUUAUUUAUUCUGGGAAUGUAUAGUAUUUGAAACAGAAAUUGGUACCUUGCACACACAUCAUCUGUAAGCUGUUUGGUUUAAAAUACUGUAGAUAAUUAACCAAGGUAGAAUGACCUUGUAAUGUAACUGCUCUUGGGCAAUAUUCUCUGUACAUAUUAGCGACAACAGAUUGGAUUUUAUGUUAACAUUUGUUUGGUUAUAGUGCAAUAUAUUUUGUAUGCAAGCAGUUUCAAUAAAGUUUGAUCUUCCUCUGCUACAUUGAUGUUGAUGCAAUCCUUACAAAUGAUUGCUUUGAAAAAAAUUAAGGUAGACGAAAUCUAUAGAAAGUGUUCUGUUACAAAAGUAACUGUUACCAUUGGAAAUUACACUUGUAAUAGGAAGUUAGCUGAUAUUACCAACUUUGAAAACUUGAUCAUAUUUAAUAAGGUGAGAAAUCUAAAAUGGUACAAAAGCACAUUGUACCAUUACAAUAUGCACUAAGUCUCUUUUUUUACAAAGGCUGAAUUCAGCAAGGCGCUAACUUGCUUAAAUGUGAAUUACUAACUUCUAAAACUGUAAUUUGAUUCACGUUUUCAAAUGGAGUUGGAGUUGAUUCAUAUUGCAAUAUUUGUGUACUAAACGUGUAUGUUUUUCAGUUCAAAGUCAUGUUUUUAAAAUCUUAUUAAAGUUUCGAAAAUCUAAA